Molecule: messenger RNA, 1568 nt
Organism: Hyla sarda
Lineage: Eukaryota; Metazoa; Chordata; Amphibia; Anura; Hylidae
Gene: DMRTA1
Product: DMRT like family A1
Exons: 2
Coding region: 37-1413 (458 amino acids)
Biological process (GO): regulation of transcription by RNA polymerase II; sex differentiation
Cellular component (GO): nucleus
Molecular function (GO): protein binding; RNA polymerase II cis-regulatory region sequence-specific DNA binding; DNA-binding transcription factor activity, RNA polymerase II-specific
Source: RefSeq, a predicted model, not a curated record
GCUGAGCUGAAGCUUUGCUCCAGUUGCCCAGCAGCAAUGGACUGUAGCAACUCCAGUUCAAAUAUUACCUCUAGACCCCUGCUACCUCCUGGCUUGCUUGCCCCAGUGCCCCCUCCACCUCAUUCAUCCUCCUCAGCUAUGUCAGUGCCACCAUCAAUGCCCAUGCCUGCCUCAUUUUUAAGGCCUCCAACUCUUCUUCUAAGAGCAGCAGCUGCAGCCGCAGCAGCCGCUUGUUCUCCCAGAAUGGCUUUGGAAAGAGGAGCUGCUGGAAGUGCUCUAUAUCCUCGAACACCCAAAUGUGCACGAUGCCGAAAUCAUGGGGUGGUAUCGGCGCUUAAAGGGCACAAACGGUUUUGCCGCUGGAGGGACUGUGCCUGUGCCAAAUGCACCCUUAUUGCAGAGCGUCAAAGAGUAAUGGCUGCUCAAGUAGCCCUCAGAAGACAGCAAGCUCAAGAAGAAUGUGAAGUUCGGGGUGUGCAAAACUUUAUGUAUACUGGACCAGGGAGUGAUGCAGGGGAGGCCAGUAGACAUAAAACAGACACAAUGCCAGUUUUCAGUCAGCAAGAGAAUAAAGGUUCUGAUGAUUCAAAAGAAAAGUAUGAUCAGUUCUAUGAGAGAUUACCAAGUUCCAACACCAUUGCCAAUCUUCCAAAAACACCUCCAAAUGGGCAGGUCAGUACAGACCACCUACUAAACUCCUCUGGUUUGAAAACAGCAAGUAAAGAAGACUCCCUUCAAUCUCCUUGGUCUGAAGGAAGAUCUGAAGGUACUGACAGUCCAACAUCUUUGUCAUCUUCCGAUCUGGAAUCAGGAAAUGAAAGUGAGUGGCCAAAGGACAACAGUGCUUCAAAUGCUAAAGUUCCCACUACGUCUUCAAAACCAAGAGAUCCCUUAGAGAUUCUUAGCAAAGUUUUUCCCAACCACAAACCAACCACUUUAGAAGGCAUUUUGCACUACUGCAAAGGAGAUGUGGUUCAAGCCAUAGAGUUGGUUUUAAAUGGAAAAGAACACACACAAGAUGCCAAAGUGAGUGAUGGCCCAUCUGGAUCAGACCUCAGUAAGUUCUCAAGAGAUUCUGCAUUAAACUUUACUGGGUUGGGCUUUGGUGGUUUUGGCACCAAAUCUGCCUUUUCUCCUCUGCAUACAAGUCCAUCAUCGGUUGAUGCUGAAACAAGUAUGUUUCAUCCAAGACUUGGGCUGAGUCCAUUACGUUUUGCUUACUCCACAUCUAACAGAGGACUUCCUGGAUUUAUUUCUCCUUAUUUUACAUCUGGCUUUGUUCCAUCUUUUCCUUUUCAUCCUGGAAUGGAUUAUGCAUUUCCUGGAAUGUUGCGGGAUGCUUCUUACUACCAACGCAAGGACACUGUAAAUGCUAAUGGACUUUACCCCAGGAUAAACCAAGAAAAUCACUAGUAACCAAAAAAUACACGUCAAUGCCUUAACUGUAGUUCAAUUGAAAAAGAUUUGUAGACUCCAUGUGCAUUAAUAAUACUUUUAAAUGCUUUGUAUUUUUUGUAGAAGACUGUUAUUUGGUAAAAUUAACUCUAUAAUAAUUAUUGUAAUAAACA